Messenger RNA from Lathyrus oleraceus (garden pea), 1139 nucleotides. RefSeq names its product ethylene-responsive transcription factor ERF084. NCBI's taxonomy places the organism in Eukaryota, Viridiplantae, Streptophyta, Magnoliopsida, Fabales, Fabaceae. Gene Ontology annotation, biological process: regulation of DNA-templated transcription. The transcript has a single exon. The coding region runs from base 95 to 742 and encodes 215 amino acids. Gene Ontology annotation, molecular function: DNA-binding transcription factor activity; DNA binding. The record is from RefSeq and is a predicted model, not a curated record.
UUUCACUUUAAAAAUAUACACAUUUCUUUCAAUAAAAUUAAUAUAUAUAUAGCCAUGACCAUUCUGCGUUGAACAAAACACACACACUUUCACCAUGAAUAUUGAAAACUUCUCAUACAACCCCACAACAACAACCACCACCACAACCUUAAAUCUUCCGAAACACAACCCAUACUUUUCAUUUCAUCAAACAUCUCUCGAAGGAAUCGCCGCGGUUGUCGGAGAACAAAUCCUCUUCGGACCCCACACCAACACCAAUACGACACCAUCCAACACCGUUUCACACCCCAAAAACACAACAACAGAACCAACAAAAACCAACACCAUUCCAUUAAACAAGAACUACAGAGGAGUUAGAAAACGACCAUGGGGAAGAUGGUCAGCGGAAAUACGCGACAGAAUCGGUCGGUGCCGUCACUGGCUAGGAACAUUCGACACGGCUGAAGAAGCGGCGCGUGCUUACGACGCAGCAGCUAGGCGACUGAGAGGCUCUAAGGCUAGAACAAAUUUUAAGAUACCCUCGGUUUUUCCCAUACCGUUAUCACCAAACUCGAAUGAGUCCUGUUCUUCUUCUGAAACUAACGGUAAGAAAAAAGCUGUGCGUAACAGUGUUAGGAAGUGUUGUGUUGUUAGUUCUGUUGGAGAGUUGUUCAGUGGUGUACCUGAGGUUAGAAGAGAAAGGGAUAGUAAUGGUAAUGUAGUUAAGUUUGGUGGUAGAAACAGUACUGGAAUGGUGGUGUAGGUUGAAAUAGUAUGCUACUAGCUAGGAGGUUUUUUCUUCUUAGUUCUUAGUCUUUGUUUUUUUCUUCUUGGAAAUGUGAGGGGUUAAUUAUGUCAUUUUCUAAUGAUAGAAGGGUGUUAUGGGAAAUCGAUUCUCUAAAGUUGAAGAUUCACAUUCAUGCAUUUCAGAAAUCGGUAUGAAUGCGAAAAAGCCUGAUGGUUGGUGAGAUGGAUUCAUAGGAUCGUUGUUAAUUUGGGUAUGAAUUAAUAUGUGCAUUAAUGUGAUGUAUAUUAUGUACUACUUCUAUGUAGUACUACUUAAAUGAAUGGAAGGUUAUAUUUAAAAAUUACUAAUGGAAGAAGGACUUUGUUUGUUUUAUGAGAAAUGAUACUUCAUAAUAUAAAUAUUAUAUUCUUUA